Molecule: messenger RNA, 501 nt
Organism: Mesorhabditis spiculigera
Lineage: Eukaryota; Metazoa; Nematoda; Chromadorea; Rhabditida; Rhabditidae
Source: the annotation of a GenBank genome assembly
AUGGCCGGCAUCGCAAUGAACCGGCUCUGCGAGGAGCGCAAGGCCUGGCGGAAGGACCACCCAUUCGGCUUCAUCGCAAAACCCGUCAAGAACCCGGACGGCUCCCUCAACCUCUACCAGUGGGAAUGCGCCAUCCCCGGAAAGAAAGGAUCAAUUUGGGAGAAUGGACUUUAUAAGUUGAGGAUGACAUUCAAGGACGACUACCCUUCCACACCACCGAAGUGCAAAUUCGAGCCGCCGCUCUUCCACCCAAACGUCUACCCGUCCGGCACCGUUUGCCUCUCAUUACUCGACGAAAACAAGGACUGGAAGCCUUCGAUCACAAUCAAGCAGCUGCUGGUCGGCAUCCAGGACCUGCUCACAAACCCGAACCCCGAUGACCCGGCACAGGCCGAGGCCUACCAGAUCUACUGCCAGAACCGGGUGGAAUACGAGAAGCGCGUGCGCCGUGAAGCCCAACGUUACAACGCCGAGGUCGUCCAGCGGCAGAUGCUCGGCGCC